Messenger RNA from Knipowitschia caucasica, 300 nucleotides. Lineage: Eukaryota; Metazoa; Chordata; Actinopteri; Gobiiformes; Gobiidae. The record is from the annotation of a GenBank genome assembly.
AUGUACUUCCUGCGGCAGCUCAGGAAAGCCAAGCUGCAGUUCUACACGGCCAUCAUCGAGUCCAUCCUCACCUCCUCCGUCACCUCCUCCGUCACCUCCUCCGUCACCUCCUCCAUCACCGUGUGGUUCGCUGGAGCCACAGUCAGGGACAAACAGAGACUACAGUGCAUUGUGCGCUCUGCAGAGGAAGUGAUCGGCCGCAGCCUUCCAUCGCUGCAGGACCUGUACGUCGCCCGAGCUCGAGGCCGGGCUGGUCGUAUCACAGCCGACCCCUCUCACCCUGCACAUGGACUAUUCUAA